GUCAGGGAAAGAGAGAGUGAGAAGUCCAGAGAGAGCGAGAGAGAGAGAGAGAAAGAGAGAGAGAGGGAGAGAGCAUUAACCCAGCCCACUUCCACAAAACCAUUCAAGUCCUACAGACUGAGCACUACUAGACUUCUCCAGAGCUCUGAACAUCCCUGGGGCAGCAGAGAAGCAGAGUAUCCCGCGCGCCGCUCAAACUUUCCGGAGGACCGGACGAGACCGCAGAAGGACGAGACCAGACCUGUAAAUCUCUCAGCUCCAGCCUGCCGUUCUUCCUGCCAAAAAAAGAAAGAAAAAGAAAAAAAAACAAACAAAAAAAAAAAACUUCUUCAAAGCAGGAUUAUACUUUUUUUUUUUUUUAAAGAAAAUUUACUUUUUGAUUCGAUUAACUGCAACAACUUUUUUUUCUUCUUCUUCUUCUUCUUGCUUGUCACACACAUACAGGUAGACACAGGCACACACACACACACACACACACACGAACACACGUGCACACACACACAGACACACGCGUACUGCGCGCACACACAGUUUGUAAAUUUUAACUCAGCCAGCGUUGGCGCUCCGCGGCGGUAGCGGCAGAGCGGGAGAGGCGUCAGCUGCGUUCGCCAGUCGCUUCUGUCAGCGCCGCUCGUCAGAGUCUCCAGGGCACCUCCCACCGAGGAUGUCUUCAUUGGCCCUGUUGAGUGGAAUGUUGUUGCUCCUCUCCGGGAUUUCGGCUGCGGGCUGCUCCCCUGCGCCUCCCGGCUCGCCGUCAGAGGAGGCGGCGGCGGCGGCGGCGGCGGCGGGUGGGGGCGGGGCCGAGGGGAGCCCGUCGGCCACGGCCUGCCCGUCCUGCGCCCUGGCCCGGCUCCCCGAGGAGCCGGCGGCUCGGCCGGACAUGGUGGAGGCGGUUAAGCGGCACAUCCUGAGCAUGCUGCACCUGAGCGAGCGGCCCAACAUCACGCGGCCCGUGCCGCGCGCCGCCCUCCUCAACGCCCUGCGGAAGCUGCACGUGGGCCGCGUGGGCCAGGACGGCAGCGUGGAGAUCGAGGACGAGGGCCAGCGGCACGCCGAGAUCAGCGAGCAGGCCGAGCAGACCUCCGAGAUCAUCACCUUCGCCGAGGCCGGCGACUCCAGCGAUUCCGUCAACUUCCACAUGUCCAAGGACGGCAAUGACCUGUCGCUGGUGGAGCAGGCCAACGUCUGGCUGUUCCUCCGGCUGGCCAAGGGCAACCGGAGCCGGGCCAAGGUCGCCGUCCGGCUCCUGCACCGGCAGGAGGGGCCCGACGGGCGGGCCCAGGAGGUCUCCGUCGCGGAGAAGACGGUGGACACGCGCCGCAGCGGCUGGCACACGCUGCCCGUCUCCGGCACCGUCCAGGCCCUGCUGGACCGCGGCGGCAGCACGCUGGGCCUCCGGGUGUCCUGCCCGCAGUGCGCCGAGGCCGGGGCCACGCCCGUGCUGGCCGACGCCCCCAAGCGGGAGCGGGAGCAGUCGCACCGGCCCUUCCUCAUGGUGGUGGUGCGGCAGGCGGGCGAGCAGGGACACCGGCGCAGCAAGCGCGGGCUGGAGUGCGACGGCAAGAUCCGCACCUGCUGCAAGAAGCAGUUCCACGUCAACUUCAAGGACAUCGGCUGGAGCGACUGGAUCAUCGCGCCGUCCGGCUACCACGCCAACUACUGCGAGGGCGACUGCCCCGGGCACGUGGCCAGCAUCACCGGCUCCUCCCUGUCCUUCCACUCCACCGUCAUCAGCCACUACCGCAUGCGCGGCUACGCCCCCUUCACAAACAUCAAGUCCUGCUGCGUGCCCACGCGGCUGCGCGCCAUGUCCAUGCUCUACUACGACGACGAGCAGAAGAUCGUCAAGAAGGACAUCCAGAACAUGAUCGUGGAGGAGUGCGGCUGCUCGUAAGGCUCCGCCUACGGGGGCCUGGGCCGCGGGGGGGGGGGGGGGGAACGAUCGGUACAUGAAUAAACGUACAUUUUUAAAAAAUGAGUCAAAAUUGACGACAAAAAAAAAGUUAUAAAAAAAGACAAACGGAGGAUGGACGAUUGACUUUGCCAACGGUCCUCUUGGAAGGAGACUCACAAAAAGUGUUGUUUUUUUAAUUAUUAUUAUUAUUAUUAUUUUGAGACUCGCUGACCCGACGCUGAUUUGUUUUCAGUCGUUAUUGAACCUUAUGGGGGGUAUCUCUGUGGCACUUUCAUAUUAAAAAAUUAAAAAAAAGAAAAGAAAAAUAAAUAAAUACAUAAUAUAUUUUUUUUACAAAAAAAAAGGGCGCAAGAAGAAGAGAGAAUAUUUAUGUUGCGGAGGUGUGGUGCGAUCCCCUCUUCUCUGCACUGCAAACGAAAAAAGACCGCGUCGAUGAGGUGCCUGAAUAAUCUCAAAACUAUGCAACUUGUCAAGUAUUACGAUGUGAUUUUGUUUUUUUUUUCGUUCGUUUUUUGCUUUGGAAUUGUUUACCUUUUCAAACUAAGAGGAAGACUUUUUAAUACUUUUUUUCACGUUACAUUGUUUUUGUUGUUGUCGUUGAAAGAUACUUGAAAGAAACAAGUUUGACCAGCUGCUGGAGCCAAACAUUUGUCGAUUUAUUAUUAUUAUUAUUAUUAUUAUUAUUAUUAUUAUUAUUAUUUCUUGCCAUUAUCAUGUUUUGUUUUUGAAAAACGUUCUGAACGUUGACAUUUUGCACUAUAACAACAUUGUGUUCAGCCUAUUCAAAGUUUUUAGAAGGGGUGUGGCAUUUCCGAAUGUACAGAAUUACAGAGCACAUACAGUACGUGAAUGAAGGGAAGGAGAUGUAGAGAAAGAAAGCAGAAGAAUAUUCACACAUUUCUUAAUAUUAUACUUCACUUCGGGCAACACCAAAGAGUUUGUGUAAGUGAAAUCGAGAGGCCAUUUUAGUGUAGUUAUUUUUGAAGAAGACCAGCUCUGUAGAGCAUCUAGUCUUUUGUUAUUUGUCCUCUCGUGUGUGAGAGUGAAAACUGACCUGCCCAUUGCUCCCCCACCACCACCCCACCACCCCAAAUCUUGGACCCAAGCACAUUGUCCUAAUGUUCUCAUUUAUUAUUUGAACACGGUUCAUUGAUGAGAAACAAAAAGCACUUAUGACCAACAUGCGUGUGUGUAUGUGUGUGUGUGUGCAUUUGUGUGUGUUUGUCUGUGUUUGUGUGUAUGUUUGUGGAGGGGACUGGGGGUAAUUAAAAUAAAACUUUUGAAACCAUUUCAGAAACCACUUAUCCAUAUUUUCGUUCUUUUAAAGAACAUAUUUCUUGUUGUGGUUGCUGCAAGCAUUAGAAGGACUCAUCCUUGGCCGAUCGCCAUUGUUUCCAGCAACAUGUUAUUUCCUGACUGAUUUAACCCCUUUAAGGACAGAGGUCACAAAUAUGUGAUUGGAAUGUUCUUAACUGAACAUUCUAAUGCUGAUGUAACAAUCAAUACUGCUAAAUUGAGUUCUAGAGCAUGGACAUAGAAUAUUGAAAAACAUUCCAAAAACCUAUUCUUCAAAGGGAUAGAAGAGCUGCUUUCCACCUGCAUUUCCUUCAUUCAACACUGUACCAUUGUCAAUGUCUUAUGUAAAGCAAAUUAAAUCUUUACGACAUAAAAAAGUGGAAACAUAUAAUUUGUGAGGAUGAUCCUGACAUGGAUAUUGUACAAAAAAAAGUAAUGAUGAAAACCUGGAAAAAAAAAAUGAUAAAAAAUUACAAAGAGAAAAAAUUAAAAAAACAUGGUUGUAUUUGUUUUAUUUUCUCAAGGCGAACGAAACAACACUGAAGAACGUGUUUGGACUGAGAUAAAAAAAAAUAAUGCUUUGUUUUAUUCUGUAUAUACAGAGAUACAGAUACUGAUCUGUUGCAUUGCUUUGAUGUACAAUUCAAAAAAAUGCUUGUGGCUAUGUUUUUUAAUCUAAUUUAUUUUAUAGUGUUUUUUCUUCAUUAAAGCUAAAGGGUUGUACACUAA
Anguilla rostrata (American eel) is the source of this 3940-nucleotide messenger RNA. RefSeq names its product inhibin subunit beta Ab (gene inhbab). Gene Ontology annotation, cellular component: extracellular region. The coding region runs from base 665 to 1894 and encodes 409 amino acids. Lineage: Eukaryota; Metazoa; Chordata; Actinopteri; Anguilliformes; Anguillidae. The transcript is spliced from 2 exons. Gene Ontology annotation, molecular function: cytokine activity; growth factor activity; hormone activity. The record is from RefSeq and is a predicted model, not a curated record.